UUUAUGUUCCUCAUCGUGCCCAAAGUAUCGCUUGUUUUCUGAUUGUCUUGCUGGAUUCUUGCAAGAUCCGACAAUUUCCAGUAUGCGUUCCUCAUUUACAUGGCAUUUCAGCCUGGUGCUGUUCCCAGUGAUCUGUCGUUCAACCGUUCCAGCCGCUACUGGUGAUAUGUGCUUUGCGGACGACGUGCGCGCGACUAUCCUCAAUGAUGUGCUCUACUUUAUGGGAGGCACUUACUCAUUCGUGAAUGGCGAUACAACAUCUAAUGAAAAAUUCCUGUACUACCUCAACCUAACGACAAGUUUCCCAGUCGAAGGCUAUAUACCUGUCAACUCUCUGCACUCCAUCCCCGUACCAUCUUUUGUCGAAUCCACAAAUCAAGGCGCCUUCUUUACAUCCGGAGAUAUAUUGUACUCCUACAGCACCGGUUCUGCCUUCCCAAAUGCAACGGACACCAUCAUAUCCUACAACACCGUUACAGAUACGUGGUCCAACUCAAAGGUCUCCGGUGGUGCGUUCAAUAUCGCAGGUCGCAAUGGUGGUUUUACAACCACCAAUCUGGACACGGGAAUGGGUUUCUAUUUGGGAACGGGAUCCCCGGGGGAUCAAAACGGGUGGAAUCUUCAGGGAUUACUGGUUUUCAAUGGCUCUGACUCCAAUGCCCUUAAAUGGGCGAACCAAACAGACAACGCACCAAACAUUGAUACCGGUAGCAUGGCGUACAUUCCAUUAUCGAAAGAAGGAGUCUUGCUCGCUUUCGGGGGCGUCGAUACUACUGCAACAAGUGAUUUGUUUCAGAACAGUUGCUGCUAUGGAACUAGGGACAUGUCAAUCAUCAACGUAUACGAUAUCGCUACAAACACCUGGUAUUCAGUUACAGCAUCCGGCCAAAUCCCACCCCAACGCGAGCUAGCAUGCUCUGUUGUCUCGGCGAGUCCAGAUAGCUCUAGCUUCCAAGUUACCAUGUAUCAAGGCUGGAAUCUACUAAAAGGCCAGGCAUUUGAGGAUGUGUAUGUCCUUACAAUACCUUCAUUCCGCUGGAUCAAGAUUAGUGAUACGGGAAAUACCGAGCAGGAGCUGGGGCAAAUCACUGGCAGAUUUGGUGGUGCGUGCAGUAUUUGGAACGACAGACAGAUGAUUGUGGUUGGAGGAGGUUUCAGGAUUGGAGACACCCAGGUCAAUGGAGGGACCAGUUGCAAUACGUCGUAUCCUGCUAUAAGAGUGUUGGAUACGAGUACCUAUGCUUGGCAGACUCAGUUUCAGUCAGAUCUGGGAGCAUACGAGGUGCCGGAACCGAUGUAUAAUCUAAUUGGUGGGAACUUAUUCUGUAGUGCAUCAGGUGGAGCCACAGCCACUGGCCCAGUAGGUGGUUUCAACAACACCGAUCUAAAUAAGAUCUUUGCCCUCACUAUUAAAAGUCCCACAUCAACCAGCAAUACACACUCGUCAACACCAACAUCAGCAACAAACAGUUCAUCGCCAAAUUCCUCCAAUAGCCCUACACACAAAUCAACUCCAAUCGGGCCUAUCGUUGGCGGUAUUAUUGGUGGCAUCGCAUUCCUCGCGUUCGUAUGUGGCGGUAUUUGGUGUCUAAAUAGACAUCGUCGCCGACCAGACUCUGGUACCAUCUCGAGCACGAACACAUAUAAAAAGGCGGAGUUGGAUGGAAUCGGGGAAUAUAGAAAAACUGUAGGAGAAAUGGGAGUAGGCAAAGAUGUUGAACGGAGUGAGUUGCCGGGUCGAGAAAACGGAGCAGGUCAAGCUUUAGGACGGGGUGAGUUGCCGGGUCAAGAAUUAGUAUACGAAUUACCCGAUAGAAGGCCCUAUUGA
Messenger RNA from Hyaloscypha bicolor E, 1828 nucleotides. RefSeq lists its product as uncharacterized. NCBI's taxonomy places the organism in Eukaryota, Fungi, Ascomycota, Leotiomycetes, Helotiales, Hyaloscyphaceae. The record is from RefSeq and is a predicted model, not a curated record. The coding region runs from base 83 to 1828 and encodes 581 amino acids. Gene Ontology annotation, cellular component: cell cortex of cell tip. The transcript is spliced from 4 exons.